AUGUGGCUAUUUUCCUGCUGCCAAACAUUGAAAACCUCGCCAGCGCGAACCUUCCCAGUACCGCCAACACAAUCUACGCAACCCAUUUUGCUGAAACUUCGACAUGCAACUAACAAUGGCACAUCCCUUCCCCCCCUUCGUUCAACGCCAACAGACCAUCACGCGCGUGUUCCACACGCCAACCCUCUAUCAUGUCCCAAUCGCCUGGUCGCGCUUCAACAGAUCCUGAGGAUAUGCGUGUACGCCAUCGGAAAUUGCGGUCGGUUAAUGGCAAGGUGCAAGAACUCAAACAAGGAAGGCGUUCCGUGCAAUUUCUUUAGGCUCCAACUGACGCUUGUCCUACGGCUGGAUGUGGGCAAAGGCGUAUUGCCCCACUUUGUCCACGGCGCCUUUGUCGGAAGCACUGCCGCCAGCUGGCCUCCCUCGUCCUCUCUUCCUCUUGCCCAAGAGUCGUUACCGCCUCAUUCACCGGUGGCCGGCCCAUCCAAGUCUACCCCACCAUCCACGGAAACCAUCAACGCCCUUCCCGAUGCCCGCUACGCGUCGCAUAUGCCCGCCAUCUUGACCGAUCAACUUCGUCGCGAACAAGAGCUUCUCGAAGACCGACGCCAGCGUGAUGCGGAACAUAUUCAAAAUGAAAAGCGUUCCAAGCAAAGCAUCGUCGUUUACGCCUGGAAUCAAGAUGCCUCCCCCCUCUUAUCUGACUGUUCCAAGCCGGAUUUACCUGGCCCUUCUUCGUCCUCACCACUGGGAUUCUUUCCCUCGUUGAACUUGCUGACGCUGCUGAUCGUGGAGGGCUUCAAAUGUAUGAAACCGCGUCACUUGGUGCUUGGGUGCACAUUGAUGGUGGAUACACCCUUUAACUCGAUGUGUUCGAUGUAUAUUUACUAG
Messenger RNA from Laccaria bicolor S238N-H82, 891 nucleotides. RefSeq lists its product as uncharacterized. The record is from RefSeq and is a predicted model, not a curated record. The transcript has 5 exons. Bases 1 to 891 code for a protein of 296 amino acids. NCBI's taxonomy places the organism in Eukaryota, Fungi, Basidiomycota, Agaricomycetes, Agaricales, Hydnangiaceae.